This is a messenger RNA of Akanthomyces muscarius, 2523 nucleotides long. RefSeq lists its product as uncharacterized. The transcript has 4 exons. Bases 1 to 2523 code for a protein of 840 amino acids. Lineage: Eukaryota; Fungi; Ascomycota; Sordariomycetes; Hypocreales; Cordycipitaceae. The record is from RefSeq and is a predicted model, not a curated record. Gene Ontology annotation, molecular function: protein binding.
AUGGACAUAAACAGCCAGAAUGGCAGACACAGCUCCGAGAAUCAGGGAUAUCAAGGCAACUACGGGCCACCGGCGAAUCGAGCCAGACCUCCACCGCCUAGAGGGCAGCUUCCGCCUAGAGGGCAGUCUCGAGGAUAUCCACCCAAUGGGCAAGGUAUUCCGACCGCCGACAGCAAGGUCCCGCCCAGGGAGACUAUAAUCCUGCGCCGAAUCCUCGACCGCAAGAUCGUGGCUAUGGAAGCUAUAGCAACGCUCCAAAUCCUCGGCAAGAUCCUCGGCAAGAUCCUCGACAAGAUCCUCGACAAGAUCCUCGACAACAAGAUCAUGGCUAUAAUCAGCCGCAGCAUGACACUGCCAUUCCGGGACCAAGGCCGAGAUAUCCAGGCAUCUCACCAACGAGCCGAAACGUUGCCCUACAAUGGACCCGCAGGCCGGGCCAUACCGCAACGACCAGCAACGACGACGGGAACGAGACCGACACCGCAACGCACAUAUCCGCAGCAGCAGCAGGCUCUGCCGUCCAAUGCACCGUAUGGAGGGGGCUACGAGGCAGACGUAGUUGACGACUACUACAAUCCGCGACACAGUGACCCGAAUCAAAAUGCCAAUGUGCAGUAUAUGGGUGCAGCUGGCCAGAAUGUUGCUAGGGGCUCAUAUGAUCAGCCCAGAGCGCCACAACAGGAGCAGCCGCAUCGAGGGCCGCACCAUACGCCACAAUUGAGCCACGCCAAGUCCAUGGCAGAGAUGCGCGAGCCACAGUCGGCUGUCUUUGAAAUGGCUGGCGAUAUCCCGUCAAUGCCACCCAUGCCUUCUCACAAUGGAUAUGAUCAAAGCGGCGGCCAAGGCCAUGGCCAAAGAAAUGCUCAGGGCUACGACCAAAGACAUGAGCAAAGACAUGACCAGGUCUACGGCCAAGGAUACGACCAGGGAUACGGCCAGGGUCAUGAUCAAAGUUAUGAUCAGAAAUACGAUCAGGGUUAUGAUCAGAGUUACGAUCAAGGUUACCAUCACGGAUAUGGCCAGGCGAUUACCUACGACGAGGCUCCUCCGAGAGGACCCAGUGCGCCACCAGCGCCUGGCCGCUCGUAUCCGCCAGACUCGAGACCCGUUGCUGGCGCGCCACCAAUGCCACCGAUGCCACAGAAUGCGAAUCCCGACGGUCUGCCAUCGCACCCGCCUCCAGUUCGGCCCGGACAGAUGCCCAAUUCACUCGUCAACCCCAGUGGCAAGCCGCCUCCUGUGCGCAAUUACGGAGGUGUGUCUCGACCACCUCCGCAGCAACAAUUUGCCCAGCCGCAGAUGCCUCAGCAACAGCGGCAAUAUGCUCCACCACCUAUCCCGAGCUCUGCAUCUGUGGACAUGGCGCAAGACAGGGAGCCCGAAAAUCCUGUAACGACGCAGGAGCUGGAGCAGCUCAGAGUUGUCAUCAGGUCCAACCCCGCAGAUCAUCAAUCUGCAUUGAAACUAGCUAAUCGCUUGAUUGAGGCUGCCGAGACUCUCAUCCCGCAGGCUGCGGAUCCUCGCGCGCGCGCCAAAGCCAAAGAUAGGUAUUUGAUGGAUGCGCACAAGAUUCUGAAGAAGCUGGCCAGCAAUCAGAAUGUAGAAGCAAUGUUUACACUGGCGGACGGUCUUGGCAAAGGUCUUUUUAGUGGCGAGCCCGACACAAAGGAGGCAUUCACGCUGUAUCAGUCGGCGGCUAAGCUUGGGCAUGCUGCGGCUGCUUAUCGCGUGGCAGUCUGCUGCGAGAUUGGCCACGAAGAAGGGGGCGGCACACGACGGGAUGCGCUCAAGGCGAUGCAAUGGUACCAACGGGCGGCGAAGCUGGGCUAUCCGCCAGCCAUGUACAAGGUGGGCAUGGUGCUGCUCAAGGGGCUCCUUGGGCAAGACAGGAACCCCCGAGAGGCCGUCUCAUGGCUGAAGCGCGCCGCUGAGAGGGCAGACGAAGACAAUCCGCAUGCGCUUCACGAGCUCGGGUUGCUGUACGAAUCAGCGCAACCAAACGACCACAUUGUGCGGGACGAGGGGUAUGCGUUCAGCCUGUUCAAGCAGGCAGCUGGACUUGGAUACAAGUUUUCGCAAUUUCGUCUGGCAUGUGCGUACGAAUACGGACUACUUGGGUGCCCUGUCGAUCCCCGACUGUCAAUUGUGUGGUACUCACGAGCUGCCAUGCAAGAGGAGCAUCAGUCUGAGCUUGCGCUGAGCGGAUGGUAUCUCACAGGAAGCGACGGAGUCAUAAACCAGAGCGAUACCGAGGCCUAUCUGUGGGCGCGCAAGGCGGCCACAGCGGGUAUGGCCAAGGCAGAAUUUGCUAUGGGAUACUUUACCGAGGUGGGCAUUGGCAUCGCGGCAAACCUGGAAGACGCUAAGAGAUGGUAUUGGCGAGCUGCGGCUCAGGACUUUCCUAAGGCGAGAGAGAGACUCGAAGAAUUGAAGAGGGUAGGCAAAACAGGACCACCGCGACCUAGAGAACGCAUUUCACGAAGCCGGAUUGAGAAGCAGGAAGGAGACUGCACGAUAAUGUAA